Rangifer tarandus platyrhynchus (Svalbard reindeer) is the source of this 930-nucleotide messenger RNA. The record is from the annotation of a GenBank genome assembly. NCBI's taxonomy places the organism in Eukaryota, Metazoa, Chordata, Mammalia, Artiodactyla, Cervidae.
AUGGACCAAGUAAAUGGCUCUGUGGUAACAGAAUUUGUGUUACUGGGACUUACACAAUCCUUAGGGAUGCAGUUUUUACUUUUUCUCUUCUUCUCUGUAUUGUAUUUGGGGAUUAUCCUGGGAAACCUCUUCAUUGUGUUCACAGUGAUUUUUGAUUCCCACUUACAUACACCCAUGUAUGUUCUGUUGGCCAACCUAUCACUCAUUGACCUAGCCCUUUCAUCCACCACAGUUCCUAGGAUGAUCUCUGAUCUUUUCAGUGACUGUCAAAUCAUUUCCUUCCACAACUGCAUGCUACAAAUAUUCUUUAUCCAUGUCACAGGAGGAGUGGAGAUGAUGCUGCUCAUAGCCAUGGCAUAUGACAGGUACAUAGCAAUCUGCAAGCCUCUCCAUUAUCUAACUAUUAUGAAUCCCAAAAUGUGCAUGUUUUUAGUAGUUGCUGCUUGGAUAACUGGAGUGACUCAUGCUUUGGCCUUUGCAGUGAACUUACCUUUCUGUGGUCCCAAUGAGGUAGACAGCUUUUAUUGCGACCUUCCUAGGGUCAUCAAACUUGCCUGCACAGAUAGCUAUAGACUAGAGUUCAUGGUCACAGCCAACAGUGGACUUAUCUCUGUGGGUUCCUUCUUCAUAUUGAUUAUUUCCUACAUCUUCAUUCUGGUCACUGUUUGGAAAUACUCCUCAGGUAGUGUAUCCAAGGCUCUCUCCACCUUGUCAGCUCACAUCACUGUGGUGGUCUUAUUCUUUGGGCCAUUAAUUUUCUUUUACACCUGGCCCUUCCCUUCAUCACACUUGGACAAAUUUCUUGCUAUCUCUGAUGUUGUUCUCACUCCUUUUCUGAAUCCAGUCAUCUAUACAUUCAGGAACAAAGAGAUGAAGGCAGCAAUGAAGAAACUGUGCCAUCAGCUUGUGAGUUACAGGAAGAUGCCCUAA